Python bivittatus (Burmese python) is the source of this 2362-nucleotide messenger RNA. NCBI's taxonomy places the organism in Eukaryota, Metazoa, Chordata, Lepidosauria, Squamata, Pythonidae. The record is from RefSeq and is a predicted model, not a curated record.
CAUGCAAACGCCGUCUCGUUGGCUGCAUUGCCCGGGCGAUUCAUUUAACGCAUUCUCUGGGCUAGCACGGGGCGGUGUGUCCUAAACCGACCGAGUGGAGGUGGUUUGCGCAAGAGCGGCGGAAAGCUUAACCAAGGUUAAUGACGUGUACUUGAGAGGCAGCGCCAUGUCGUGGAUAAGAGAAGGAGAAUUGUCCUUUUUUGAGAGAUUCUGUGCUAGCGUGAUAAAGGCAGGGCCGAUGCCCAAGCACAUUGCAUUCAUCAUGGAUGGCAAUCGUCGUUAUGCUCAGAAGCAUAAAGUGAGGAAGCUGGAAGGACAUUCACAGGGUUUUGCAAAACUAACACAGACAUUACAAUGGUGCUUGAGUCUGGGUAUCCAGGAAGUCACAGUUUACGCCUUUAGCAUUGAGAAUUUCAAGCGAUCCCAAGAAGAAGUUGAGGGCUUGAUGCAAUUGGCUAGGAAAAAAUUCACCCGUCUUCUUGAAGAACAGGAAAACUUGGAGAAACAUGGAGUAUGUGUUCGAAUACUUGGAGAUGUGCCCCUCCUGCCACGGGAUAUCCAGGAACUGAUUGCUAAGGUUGUGCUGGCAACUAAGCACUAUAACAGGUAUUUCUUGAACAUUGGCUUUGCAUACACAUCAAGACAGGAGAUCAGUAAUGCAGUGAAAGAGUUGGCCUGGGGUGUUGAAGAAGGACUGCUUCAACCCAGUGAUGUGUCAGAAUCGCUCAUCGACAAAUGCCUUUACUCCUGCAAAUCUCCUGAUCCAGACAUUCUGAUCAGAACAUCUGGGGAAGUUCGACUUAGUGAUUUUAUGCUCUGGCAGACAUCCCAUUCUUGCCUAGUGUUUCAGAGCGUGCUGUGGCCAGAUUAUUCCUUCUGGAACUUAUGCGAGGCCAUCCUUCGGUACCAGAUGAACUACAAUGCUUUACAAAAAGCCAGAGAUUUAUACAUGGAAGAGAGGAAGUGGCAACAGUUAGAAACUGAUACGGCACAAGUCUUAGAGAAACUGAAAGACGAAGGAUCGGCAUCCUGUGGAGAUACUCAGAAAUGCCGGACACUUUUGCAAGAAUUCAAAGCUAAACGAGAAGAGAGGAUUCAAGGGUUUUUGCAGGCCCUGGAGCACAAAAGGAUGGACUUCCUAGAAAAACUGGCUAUGGCAGCUGCAAGAUAAGAAGAAGGUUCCUGGGUUUGGGGCUGGGGGAGAAGAGGAAAAAAAAUGAGCCAAGUUGCAAAUAAUCCAAUUGCUGCCCAGUGGGUGACAUGAAAUGGGAUCAUAGGUUUAUUCUUGUGUGUAUGUGCACAUGGCUGGGGGCCAUGACAUUUGAAGUGUGUGUUUCCUAAAUUUAAUGAAACAAAAGGUAUUUGUGUAAAGCUAACAAAUGAAAAGAAUAGCAUCAAAUCGUUCUAGGUGAGAAGAUCUGUGCGUGCUGGAGGGCUUUUGCUCCAUGUCCUCCAAACUGCAGCUUUUCUCUGCCACAAUUCACAGACUUACCAGAAUCCUGAAAAGCUGCUGGCACUGGAAUGCAGAGAUGCUGCAACUAAGAAGAUCAGAAAAAGACCUCAUUGCAUGCACCCAAGCAAAUUGAGUCUGGAAUAAAUUAAGGUUUAUUCUUUUCUUUGUUGGUUCCAUAUUUUAGAGACUAGCUGUUCUGGAUCAUUUGUUUUUCCAUUCUUGGUACAACUGUGAACUAUAGGAUUGUAUUGAAGCUUCACAGGAACAUACAUUGUUCCUCUGGCUUUAGUAAGCUAGGAGAAUGUACUCCUCCAGAUUAGCUCCAUAUGCCCUUCUGAACUAUGGGCACGUGUGCUGGUUACAACAGAACUUCAAGGUGUCUCUGAUGCAGCAUCUUCUGCUGGGUUUGAGAAGGCAUUUUACCUUUGAAUAGCACUACAAAACGUCCUUUUACAAAAAAGUGCAGCAUAGUGUAAAUAGCUGUGAAAAAGUUAAGGGCAUCAGCUAUAAAUACAGCACUUUGUUUUCCAAAAUAAGCUGCUGGUUACUUCAUGUUGCUUUUCAAAGGCUAAAUGAGGGUGUGGUUUUAUUAUUCUAAAAUACUUAAUUUUGAAAUGGUGAGGGAUGAGCCAGUUGUCAAGAAUAUUGAUAUUUAACAACCUGCUUGAUCCAUCUUUUUUUUUAUAAAUCUGAGGCCAUAUACAGGAAAAAAAAUGGUGACCGAUAAAUUAUAGGUAUUUCAUUCUCAUACAAUGAUUUCACCUACUACAUUACCACUGUCAUGUCUGAAAGGGCUGUUUGGUUUGAUCUCUGUUCCUGAAGGUCCUUGUUAUUUCUGUGACAAACUGAAUAAAUACAUUCCAAUCACAUAAAAUCCUUCAGAGAUGAGGAAAUAAUAUAUUAAUAAAU